Molecule: messenger RNA, 414 nt
Organism: Naegleria gruberi
Lineage: Eukaryota; Heterolobosea; Eutetramitea; Acrasida; Naegleriidae
Exons: 1
Coding region: 1-414 (137 amino acids)
Biological process (GO): polysaccharide biosynthetic process
Cellular component (GO): membrane
Source: RefSeq, a predicted model, not a curated record
AUGACAGAAGGAAGAAAGGUAUUCUUGUUUCAAGUUUCUACAAUAAUUGGAACAUUUAUCUUCUUCUUGUUUUAUCACUUUUUAUAUCAAUUCAUAACUGCAGAGGAUGAAUCGACAAAAUCGAGUUUGUGUUGGUUAUUGUCAUAUUCACUUUCGAUAUGGUGUCAAUAUGAAUUACAUUGUAGAAUUGUUUUUGGAAAGAGGUCAAAUUCUGAAUAUUGGCGAUCUUUGAUUAGAACUUAUUUUGUUUAUGGAAUUUCAAUGGUAUUUUCAACAAUUUUGAAUUACAUGUUAGUUGGAUAUUUCAAAGUGGGGCAUACUUAUGCUUGGAUUUUAUCAUUAAUUCUUGUUGGAAUUUUGAACUAUUUUACUGUGAGCAAAUUUGCAUUUGCUGACUCGGAAGAAACAUUGUAA